Messenger RNA from Malus domestica (apple), 1262 nucleotides. Its product is annotated as GDSL esterase/lipase At4g16230-like. Gene Ontology annotation, molecular function: hydrolase activity, acting on ester bonds. Lineage: Eukaryota; Viridiplantae; Streptophyta; Magnoliopsida; Rosales; Rosaceae. The record is from RefSeq and is a predicted model, not a curated record.
CAACUUAAAAUCCAAUUUCCUGCUAGAUUAGUAUUGACCAUGGGGAAUAUUAAUAUUACGUUCCAUAUUUGCGUAGUCUACUUGUUUGUGAUGACUUGCUCAUCUGCCCAAAGUGUUCCUGCUUUUUUCAUCUUUGGCGAUUCUGCGGCAGAUGUGGGAAAUAACAACUACGUUGCAACCGCAGCAAAGGCGAAUACCAUUCCCAAUGGAAUCGAUUUUGGGAAUCCAACAGGACGAUUUACAAAUGGCAGAACUGUUUUUGACAUUCUUCAACAGCAAGUGGGUUUCAAAAAUUUCUCUCCUGCUUACUUAGCUCCAACUACCGUUGGAGACGUGAUUCUACAAGGUGUCAAUUAUGCUGCAUCUGCCUCUGGAAUUUUUAAUUCCACUGGAUCACAAUAUGGUGAAACAGUCAGUUUCGACACACAACUCAAAUAUCAUGGGAGAAUUACGCUUGCCAUAAUGUCAAGAAUUGGUGUUGCUGCAACUCAGAAAUUGUUGAGGAAAUCAAUCUAUGCAAUUGCACUAGGCGCUAACGAUAUACUGUCUAAGGAUUCGUACACAUCCAAGCUAACGCAAGACGAGUUUUUGGAUUUCGUGAUCUCAAGAUUCAGGUCACAACUUCAGACACUCUACAACUUGGCUGCUAGAAAGAUUAUGGUCAACAGUGUUGGACUCAUUGGCUGUUCUCCGUUUGUUAAAGAUAUAUUUUUUGUUGCCGAAGGCAAGUGUUAUGAUCCAUUCAACCAAUUGGCCCAGAUGUAUAACAAGAAGUUGAAGAGUCUGAUCGUGGAGCUUAACAAAGAUUUGGAUGGUGCAAAAUUUGUUUACGUGGAUACGUACAAAACAACGGAAGAUAUCAUCCAAAAAUUUGUGUCAUAUGGUUUUGUGGACGCAACUUCUGCAUGCUGCUCUUUUUUCGGGCGCCAUGGAGGACUUUUCGGCUGCAGUCCAUUUUCAAAAGUUUGUCCUGACAGAUCAAAGUAUGUAUUUUGGGAUUCAUUUCACUUAACAGAUGCUGCUAACCUAGUCACAGCAAAGUAUAUGAUGGAAGGAAACUUGACAUAUAUGUUCCCGAUGAAUGUUCGACAACUUGUGCAGUCUUGAGCUAGCUGACCCAGCUGAACCUAUAGAGGUGAAAUAUUGAUGUACUGAACACCCAUGCAGUUUGCAGAAGAUGCAAAUCAAAUUUGUAUCUUCGAUGAAUAAAUUAUCUAUGGAAAUCAAUCCAUCUAUUGCUACUUUGCUAGUAAACUUGAUGA